AUGCUGAAACAGAUACUGUCGGAGAUGUACAUAGAUCCUGAUCUGCUGGCAGAGCUCAGCGAAGAGCAGAAACAGAUCCUGUUCUUCAAGAUGAGAGAGGAACAGAUCCGCCGAUGGAAAGAAAGAGAAGCAGCGAUGGAAAAAAAGGAGUCCCUGCCAGUGAAAUCCAGACCAAAGAAAGAGAACAGCAAAUCUGUUCAUUGGAAACUGGGAGCCGAUAAGGAAGUCUGGGUGUGGGUGAUGGGCGAACACCAUCUAGACAAACCCUACAAUAUGCUCUGUAAUGAAGUCGUUGCCGAGAGCACCCAGCCCAGAGCACAGCAGGAAGCAGAAGAGCUCAGCAAAACUCAGUCCAAAGAUUUCACCAACAGCUUGACCACGAAAUCACACUACUGUGAUCUGCAAACACCAGGUACUUGGGAGUCUCCGAGCAUCUGUAAGAAAGCACCGGGACAGGAGGAAUCGGACCCAGGCUCGAGACCAGCACCGACCCUUAAAGAAGAGAAAACCCCGUCACCCUCCAGUUCCUCAAGAAAUAUUCAGCAAAUGUUGACAGAUUCUAUCAAUCGUAUGAAGACAUAUGGAUUUCAGCAGAAGAAAGAAUCCACGAAGAAAACACAAGAUGAAGAAAUAAAACAAAUUGAUGAGGAGAGAACCAAGCAGAUUUAUAAGAGCUGGAAGGAAGACUCGGAGUGGCAGGCAUCUUUACGAAAAUCCAAAGCGGCUGAUGAGAAGAGACGCUCCUUGGCUAAGCAAGCACGGGAAGACUACAAGAGGUUAUCCCAAAAUGGAAGGAGCAGUGAGGGACUGCAGAGCCCCCCAGGUGUUCCUCUGAAACCAAAGAGACCGCCCCUUCCACCCAAGCCGAAAUUCCUGAACCCAGCGGAAUACCCUCCCAAGCCUUUCAGAAACCAGGGAGUGACAAGGAUAGCACCCAGCUCUGCCCAGGAGGACAUCAUCCGAUGGUUUAAAGAGGAGCAGCUACCCCUGCGAGCGGGCUACGAGAAGAACUCCGACGCCAUAGCCCCCUGGUUCCAUGGAAUCCUCACACUAACAAGAGCGAAUGAACUCCUGAGCACGUGCCUGCCGGGCAGCUUCCUGAUCCGAGUCAGCGAGAGGAUCAAGGGCUAUGCCCUGUCCUACCUGUCUGAGGACGGCUGCAAACACUUCCUCAUCGAUGCCUCCUCCGACUCCUACAGCUUCCUGGGCGCGGACCAGCUGCAGCACGCCACCCUGGCGGAGCUGGUGGAGUACCACAGGGAGGAGCCCAUCACCUCCCUGGGGAAGGAGCGCCUCCUGUACCCCUGCGGUCAGCAGGGCCAGCCUCCCGACUACCUGGAGCUCUUUGAGUGA
This is a messenger RNA of Pipistrellus nathusii (Nathusius's pipistrelle), 1353 nucleotides long. The record is from the annotation of a GenBank genome assembly. Lineage: Eukaryota; Metazoa; Chordata; Mammalia; Chiroptera; Vespertilionidae.